AUGUUCUAUCCAAAAUCUACAAUCAUUAUAUCAAAUAAAUUAGUUUUAAUUAUUGGAAUUGUUUUAAUGUUGAACAUUGAAAUAAAUGGAUUAGCUUUACAAAAUGAUGGAUUACUAUUGAAAGAUUUAAAGUUUACAAGACCAUGCCCUGAAAAAAACUAUCGAUUUCAUAAUGCUACUGGAAAUUUUAUGUGCGUUGUACCAACAGCUAAAAAAUGUUUUGAAUUAUGUCAACAAUUAAGUUGUAAUGAAUGGUAUUUUAUGAGUUUUGUACCAUCUGGUAGUGAAGAAAUUAAAAAAUAUCAUCGUUGUCGUUGUUUCCCUGAAUAUCAUAUGUGUUUUUAUAAUUCAGUACCAAGAAGAUAUCGUGAUUUUGAAUAAUUCUUUUUAUUAUAUAAUCAUUUUGUUUUGUGUGUGUGUGUGUGUCAAUGUUAAAAGAAUUGAAAGCAUUUAUCAGUCCAAAUGAUCAAUUAAUAAUGAAGAAGACUUGGACCGCUUUCAUUUUAACUGUGAUUUGACUACUAUAAAACUUUCAUUAUAUAGAUAAAUGUGACAAUUAAUUCUUCAUCAUUUCAUUCCAAUAAACUAUUAUUAUUAUUAUUAUUAUAA
This is a messenger RNA of Schistosoma rodhaini, 609 nucleotides long. The record is from the annotation of a GenBank genome assembly. NCBI's taxonomy places the organism in Eukaryota, Metazoa, Platyhelminthes, Trematoda, Strigeidida, Schistosomatidae.